This is a messenger RNA of Linderina pennispora, 1674 nucleotides long. Its product is annotated as UTP--glucose-1-phosphate uridylyltransferase. Bases 1 to 1674 code for a protein of 557 amino acids. Gene Ontology annotation, cellular component: cytoplasm. Gene Ontology annotation, biological process: glycogen metabolic process; UDP-alpha-D-glucose metabolic process. Gene Ontology annotation, molecular function: UTP:glucose-1-phosphate uridylyltransferase activity. Lineage: Eukaryota; Fungi; Kickxellomycota; Kickxellomycetes; Kickxellales; Kickxellaceae. The transcript has 2 exons. The record is from RefSeq and is a predicted model, not a curated record.
AUGGCUCAAGACCGUCGCACCUCAUUCACCCGCCACCACUCGCAGGACAUCCGCUCCACCUCCGCCCCGGGCGGCGUCGAGCACGCUGUGCGUGUCGAGCUCGAUGGCCUGGUCAAGCAGAUGCCCGAGGGCCCCGAGAAGGACAAGUUCUCCAAGGAGAUGGACGACUUCUACCGUCUCUUCCAGCGCUACCACCACGAGAAGAAGCACAGCAAGCCUCUAGGCAAGUCUGCCCCCGAUGUUUUGAUUGCCUGCGGGCGCGCUGAUGAAAAUGAACGACCGUCGGACCGUCUCAGUGUGAGCGCAUCGCCCCUGAUCCGGACACCAAAACAACAACAAAACACCUUUUUUACUCACAACAACUCUCACCACCACCAACCGCUGUGUAGGGACUGGGAGAAGGUCCGCGGCCCCAAGCCUGAGGACGUGAUCGCAUACAAGGAUCUGCCGGCCAAGGAGUUCAAGGAAGUGUCGCCGCUGCUCAACAAGCUUGCGGUGCUCAAGCUCAACGGUGGUCUCGGAACCACCAUGGGCUGCGUCGGGCCCAAGUCAGCCAUCGAGGUGCGUGACAGCCAGACCUUCCUCGAUCUCACCGUGCAGCAGAUCGAGUACCUCAACGAGGUCUCGGGCGCCGACGUGCCCCUGAUUCUGAUGAACUCGUUCAACACUGACGAGGACACCAGCAAGAUUGUGCAAAAGUACAACACCCACAACGUCAGCAUCUGCACUUUCAACCAGAGCCGCUGGCCGCGCUUCAAGACCGACUCGAACCUGCCGCUGGCACACACGCCCGAGAACCGCCCUGGCUACUGGUACCCGCCCGGUCACGGUGACCUGUACGAGGCCUUCGCCAACUCUGGCCUGCUCGACCAGCUGCUGGAGGACGGCAAGGAGUGGGUGUUUGUGUCCAACGUCGAUAACCUGGGUGCCACCGUCGACCCUGCCAUCCUGCAGCACAUGGCCGACACCGGCGCCGAGUUCGUUAUGGAGGUCACCGACAAGACCAAGGCCGAUAUCAAGGGUGGAACAAUCAUCGACUACGACGGCCAGGUGCGUCUGCUCGAGAUUGCCCAGGUCCCCAAGGCCCACGUUGACGACUUCAAGCGCGUCAAGAAGUUCAAGAUCUUCAACACCAACAACCUGUGGAUCAGCCUCAAGGCCAUCAAGCGCCUUGUUGAGAAGCACGACCUCGAGCUCGACCUCAUUGUCAACCACAAGACCACCGACGACGGCACUGCUGUCAUCCAGCUCGAGACCGCUGUUGGUGCUGCCAUCAAGCACUUCAGCAACUCGCACGGUGUCAAUGUCCCGCGCUCGCGCUUCCUGCCUGUCAAGUCCACCUCGGACCUGUUCCUGGUCACCUCGGACCUGUACCUGCUUGAGAAUGGCCAGCUGCGGAUGAACCCUAAGCGCACGUUCCAGACCGUGCCCAUUGUCAAGCUCGGCGACCACUUCAAGAAGGUCAAUGACUACCUGGCCCGCUUCAAGACCCCGCCCCAGAUCCUGGAGCUCGACCAUCUUACCGUUACUGGCGAUGUGUGCUUCAGUGCUGACGUCACUCUCGAGGGCACCGUCAUCAUUGUCGCCAACCACGGUGCCCACAUCGACAUCCCCCGCGGUGCUGUUCUCAACGACAAGGUCGUCUCAGGCGAUCUGCGUCUGCUUGACCAUUAA